Molecule: messenger RNA, 1569 nt
Organism: Cryphonectria parasitica EP155
Lineage: Eukaryota; Fungi; Ascomycota; Sordariomycetes; Diaporthales; Cryphonectriaceae
Exons: 6
Coding region: 1-1569 (522 amino acids)
Biological process (GO): amino acid transmembrane transport
Cellular component (GO): membrane
Molecular function (GO): amino acid transmembrane transporter activity
Source: RefSeq, a predicted model, not a curated record
AUGGGCUCAAGUGAAGAACACUCGACCGAGAAGUCGGUGCCUCCCUCUCCGACCAACGGUGAUAGUGAGCUGCACAGGCGUCUGAGCAGCCGGCACGUCACCAUGAUUGCGCUUGGCUCAUCCAUCGGCAUGGGUCUCUGGCUCGGUAGCGGAACCAGUCUGGCCAACGGCGGCCCGGCUGCUCUCUUCAUCGGCUACAUCCUUUCCGGAACCAUGAUCUGGUCUGUCUCGCAGUCUAUCGGUGAGAUGGCCAUCAUGUACCCCCUACCCUCGGCCUUCGUACAGUGGACCAAUAAAUUCGUCGACCCAGCCGCCGGCUUCGCGCUGGGCUGGUGUUACUGGUUCUCCUGGUGGAUCACCAUUGCCAACGAGCUUGCUGGUCUCGUGACAGUGCUGGGCUUCUGGGAAGGGAGCAGCAAGAUACCCACGGGAGGUUGGAUUGCUAUUUUUCUGGUCGUUAUAGUGCUUGUGAAUAUCUGCGCUGUCAACUACUUCGCCGAGACCGAGGUCGUCUUCGCAGCCAUCAAGUUCGGCUGGAUCUUCGUCAUCAUCAUCACCAUGAUUGUCAUCUCCGCUGGCGGCGCACCCAAGGGCGGCCCAAUCGGGUUCAAAUACUGGGACACAACUCACGGCUUCACCAACGGCUUCAAAGGGUUCCUCGACAUCAUGCCCACCUGUAUCUUCGCCAUGUCCGGCUCCGAGGCCUGCGGUCUCGUCGCCGCAGAGACCGAGAACCCGCGACAGUCGGUUCCCAAGGCUGUCAACUCCAUCUGGAUCCGCCUGGGUCUCUUCUAUGUCGUCGGCUCGCUCAUGAUCACCAUCACAGUCAGCCCAUACAAUGAGAAUCUGUUUGGCGGCACGGGUACAAACGCCUCGCCGUUCGUCAUCGCCUAUAGAGAUUCUGGUCUCGAGCCUUUGGCGCACAUCAUGAACUUCAUCAUCUUCAUCUCCGUCUUGUCCACGGGCAGUAUCUCGGCAUACUCUGGUGCCAGGACUCUCGUCGGCCUCUCUGAGAUUGGCAUGGCUCCCAAGAAAAUGAGGAAGGCCGACAGGAUUGGGCGUCCCUGGUGGGCUCUCGUGCCGACACUUAUCAUUGGUGGUGGUCUUGCGUUCCUCAAUGUCGACCAGACUGGCACGACCGUGUUCACAUGGUUCUCCAACCUGACGUCUCUCAUCACCCUGUUCGGAUGGGCCAUGAUCUGCUUCUCCCACAUCAGGAUGCGGCACGCAUGGAAGGUGCAGGGCCGCUCCGUCGACGAGCUGCCCUGGAAGACCUGGACGUUCCCCGUGGCUGCUUGGUGGGGGCUGGGCUGGUGCAUCCUUCUCGUCAUCGCCGAAUUCUACCUCAGCAUAUGGCCCCUUGGCGACUCCCCGAGCGCCAAGAACUUCUUUGCCAACUUCGUCUCUAUUAUUGCUGGCGUGGUCAUCUGGCUCGGCGCUCGCCUCUACUACUACCUGACAGAGAAGUCGGGCUGGUGGGUUAACUCUCGCACCAUCGACCUUGACGCAGGCCGGCGGUUCUACUCGGCGGAUCAGAAGGCGUUCGGCUGGAUACGGAGGAAGAUCUGA